AUAGGAGUUAAUAUGUGAUGGGUGCAUUACUCCGAUAUUUCUGACUUCUUCGAGUAGUAGUAAAGAUUACUACUACAUGAGAUGUAGCAUCAGCUCAUGCAAAUACUAUCUUCACUUGGCGUGCUUCCGCUUGCCAACUCAGAUCUCCUUUCUUCCUCUCCUCCACAGACAUGAUCACAGCCUCCAACUUCAAUCCGGUGACAAUCGUAUACCAUGGAUUCGGCAACGAUGCAACGUCUGUCAUGAAUAUACGAAUGGUCUGUAUUAUGUUUGUACAAAAUGUGAUGGCUUCAGAGUAGAUAUAAAGUGCGCUUCAAUGCCGGACACCAUAUAUCACGCAGCUCAUCACCCGAACCAUCUCCUCGACCUUCUCUCCAGAGACGAUGCUCGUAGCUUAGCUUACUUCAAAUGCGAUGCUGGGUGUGAUUCAAGUCCGGUUCUUAACAGAGCACCAUACAAAUGCAGAAGCUGUGAUUUCACGGUGCACCUCAAAUGCGCAGGGCUGCCGGAAUCAGCCACCAGUCGUAGAUGGGACAAGCACCACCAGCUCCAUCUGACGCACGAUGCCACUCGUAACCGCCCUGGUGAUUUCUACUGCGAUCAAUGCGAGCAGCAAAUGAAUCCCAGGAGUUGGAUGUAUCACUGCCGCAGCUGCGAUGUAUCCUUCCACCCGGACUGCCUCAAAACUACAUGCGGCGAGUAUAGAAACAUCAAGAUUGGUCAAAAAUAUGUGAUCGCCGGAGCUCACCACCACACACUCACCUAUCAACUUCUCACUACAAAACGCAAAUGCAACACGUGUGGUGAGGAUAAGCAUGAGAGGCCUGGAUUUUACUGUGCGUUAUGCAACUUUUUCAUUUGUUUCAACUGUUGGUUCUCUGAUUUUUGGAAAUACUUACUCCGUCCCGAGGCAGAUCUCACACUUCUUAUUGAAAAGAUAGUAUUUUCUCCGGCCCACAAAACACACACACACAAGAUGAGUGGAAAAGUAGAAAAUGAGCUAGAAGAGGAGGAGGAGGAGGAGGAGAGAAAGAUGCUUAAUCAUUGGCACAACGAGCAUCCACUUUCUCUGGUGGUGAUUGGUAGAUAUUAUAACUGUGAUGGUUGUACUGGGACAUUUAGAAGAGGAGAAAAAGGCUAUAGAUGUAGCCAGGAAUGCUUGGAUGAUGUGAUACUACAUGAAGACUGCGCAGAGGCGCCGAGGAAGAUCAGGCACGCAAUGCACCCUCAACACACACUCACUCAACAAUUCUCUUCCCCUCGGGAUCGGGAAACGCGCUGCUCUAUCUGCCAGGACGAUUUACGACGCAUCCUGUACAGAUGUACGAGCACAGAAUGCACGUUUAAGGCGCAUAUCAGGUGCGCACGGGGAAGCGACAUGAUGUGUGCAGCCGAAGAUGAGGAGCGCAGCAUCAUACAUCAUCCGAGUCACCCCAGCCAUGAACUGAAGCUGUUGAGGAGGAGCUGUGCAUUCAAGUGCGAUGCUUGCGGAACCAUAGGGAGCUCAUGUUCAUCCUACACAUGCCUUGAUGUUGAUUGUCAGUAUUGGAUCCAUGAGAGGUGUGCUUCCUUGCCUCGUACCGUUCGAAGGGAAGACCACCAUCACUCCCUCUCUCUCUCUUUCCAUGUCCCUCCUCAAUAUCUCAAGUAUAACUACCGCUGUGAGGUGUGCAGAAAAUUUUUAACAUCCAAACAUUGGAUAUAUCAUUGUGAGCUUUGCAGCUAUGCUGUCCAUCUCACCUGCGCCUUCACCAAAUAUAUCCCCACCAUGAGAGAGCAAGGGAUUAUGCAGUUUCCAAUAAGUGAUGGGGUUGUGGGAGAGGACCUAAUUGGAGCUUUUCUAAGGAGACAAGGAGUUGAUACACAUACAACAAAUUCACUCAUCCUUGAUCAUCAAGAUGAUGUUGAUUAUAAGUUCCACCAUCACAAACUCAGAUUAGUAUCCUCAUCAUCAUCAUCAUCAUUUCAAGAAGAAGAAAAUGGUGAUGACGAUGAUGAUGAGGAAGACUACUCUUGUAGAAAAUCAGAGUUAAUAUGUGAUGGGUGCAUUACUCCGAUACGUCUGAAACAAACAUCAUCUUCGUCUUCUUCUUCAUUUUCAGGUAGUAAAUACAUGAGAUGUAGCAUCAGAUCAUGCAAAUACUAUCUCCACUUGGCGUGCUUCCGCUUGCCAACUCAGCUCCCCUCUCUCCCUCUCCUCCACAGACAUGAUCACAACCUUGUCCUUCGAUCCGGCGACAAACAUACACCAUGGAAGGAGACAUUUUGCAGCGUCUGCUUCAUUUAUACUAAUGGUUUAUACUAUACUUGCGCAAAAUGUAGUAGAUUCAGAGUAGAUAUAAAGUGCGCUUCAAUGCCGGAAACCAUAUAUCACGCCGCUCACCCUCCACACCCCCUCAACCUCCUAUCGCUACAGGAUCUCGACAGACGAGGUCCCACUCCAACCGAGUGCGACGCUGACUGUGAACACUUCAUAUGCGGAAUCAGAAGCAGCUAUGCGUGCAGCGCCUGCGAUUUCGUCGUGCACCUCAGAUGCGCGGGGCUGCCCACCUCAUCUGCCAGCUGUCGAUGGGACAAGCGCCACCCGCUGCUUCUAAUGCACGACGCAACUCUAAACCGUCCUGGUGAAUUCUACUGCGAUGGCUGCGAAACGAUAAUGAAUCCCAGGAGCUGGAUGUAUCGCUGCCGCAGCUGCGACGUGUCCUUUCACCCGGGGUGCUUGUUGACUACGACUGGCCGGUGGAGAAAAAUCAAGUUUGGCCAAAGAUAUACGGCCGCCGGAGCUCACUGCCACGCGCUGACAUAUCAAAUUCUCACUACGAAACGCCGUUGCAACGUUUGUGGUGAGGAUCAACAUGAAGACCGUGGAUUUUACUGCGCAUUAUGCAUCUUCUUCAUUUGUCUCGGCGUCCAUUGUGGUCAAAAACUGAUCCAAGAUGGCAAACUUGAGGCCCUAGAUUGACAAGUAAAAGUUCAUUUUGUACUACUUGUGUUUUUUUACGAUAUGCAA
Salvia hispanica is the source of this 3010-nucleotide messenger RNA. Lineage: Eukaryota; Viridiplantae; Streptophyta; Magnoliopsida; Lamiales; Lamiaceae. The record is from RefSeq and is a predicted model, not a curated record.